This is a messenger RNA of Didymosphaeria variabile, 1332 nucleotides long. RefSeq lists its product as uncharacterized. Gene Ontology annotation, cellular component: mitochondrion. The record is from RefSeq and is a predicted model, not a curated record. Lineage: Eukaryota; Fungi; Ascomycota; Dothideomycetes; Pleosporales; Didymosphaeriaceae. The coding region runs from base 1 to 1332 and encodes 443 amino acids. The transcript has 2 exons.
AUGGACUUUCUCCGUUCGCACGGCAUUUCUGUUCCCCAGGUCUACAGUUACUCAGCUACAUCGGAUAACGCUACUGGCACUGAAUACAUCUUCAUGGAGCUUAUCCAAGGGACGAACUUGGGUGACAUAUGGUUUGAUCUCGGUGAAAAGGCAAGAAUUACCGUUGUCACCAAACUCGUGGAAUUGGAGUCACGACUGUUUGCUCUCGAGUUUCCAGCAAGUGGUGGCUUGUAUUAUACCAAAGAUUUGCAAAGUGGAUCCGAUAAUGUCAAGGUUCCCAUCACCAGCGCGACACGCAACAGCGACUUUUGUGUUGGUCCUGAUACAAGACUCAGUCUGUGGCAUGGAAAACGGGCUGCUAUCCGGACUGAUCGUGGACCAUAUACAGAUACAGCAGCUGCACUAAUAGCCGGGGCCAAGAAGGAGAUUGCAUAUUUGACGCAGGUCGGCCAACCGCUUCACCCUUUCCAACGUCUGCGACGAAAGAUCUACAAUUAUCAAAAGCAAUCGCCUUUAGAUCAUCUUGACAGUCUGGAUAAAUACCUGCGAAUUGCGCCAUAUCUCGUUCCGAAAGAAGAAGCUCUUAUUCGACCAACGCUGAGACAUCCCGACCUCCAACCAAAUAAUGUGUUCGUCUCUGAUGAACUUGAAAUCACUGGCCUUAUCGACUGGCAACACUGCGCGAUACUCCCACUCUUUUUGCAGUGUGGUAUUCCUAGCAGCCUCCAGAAUUACGGCGACAGCAUCUCAGAAUCUCUUACAACUCCUGAACUGCCACCUGAAUUCGAUGAAUUGAGCGAGAGCGAACAGUUCGAGCAGGUCCUUCUCUUACGACGGCGUCAGCUUCACUACUUCUACGUUGCAAUGACUGCAAAACUUAAUCCAAUGCACUACGACGCCCUAGCUUCCGACUUCAGCAUUCUGAGGCGCAAACUCUUUGAUCAUGCGAGUUAUCCCUGGGAAGGCGAUAACGUCACCCUCAAAGCCGACCUCGUUCACUUGAUGAAAAACUGGUCUAAGAUUGCCGCUCCAGCCAGCGCAAGCGGUGAUGCGAAGGCCCCUUGCCCAAUACAAUUCUCAGAGGACGAAGUGCUUGAGUGUGAGCGUCUGAACGCUGCGCAAAUUGAGGCAGAUGAGCAGCUCCAGACUUGUAGGGAUAUCAUUGGCAUAGGACCCGAGGGGUGGGUACCCUUAGAGCAAUAUGAAGAGACAAAACAGCGUGAAAGAAAGCUGAAAGCUGAUGCGCUCGACGCAGCUGAGUCUGAGGAGGAACGAGCGAGGCUCUCUGAGCAUUGGAUUUUCGACGACUUUGAUGAAAGGGAGUAUUCGUAG